Felis catus (domestic cat) is the source of this 4184-nucleotide messenger RNA. RefSeq names its product leucine rich repeat containing 20 (gene LRRC20). Gene Ontology annotation, molecular function: protein binding. The record is from RefSeq and is a predicted model, not a curated record. Bases 1467 to 1853 code for a protein of 128 amino acids. Lineage: Eukaryota; Metazoa; Chordata; Mammalia; Carnivora; Felidae. The transcript has 4 exons.
AGGGACCGAAGACAGGCGAGCCGGACGCAAGUGGGUGGGAAUCUACGCGAAGCGUUUGGCAGCCGCUCGAAGGUCGGCCCGGAAAACUUAGGUGUUGUUUGUUGUUGUUGUUUUGUUUAGUUUCAAAUUGCCAGUCAACACUACUUUACUUGAGCCAACUUCUGUUUUCUAGCCACGUAAACAAAAGUGUAAGUUUACUUUUAAUUGCUUCGUAUUAAAUAUAGGCAAUGCCCGCACUAUGUAUUGGGAAAAAAAUCAGAGCUGAAAGGUUAAGUACUGUCUCCCAGUUUCCCAAUUUCCCUUUCCCGGGUAAACCAUUGGUACCAGCUGUGUACUUGUGAAUCCUUCCAGAGACAGUCCUUACGCACACACAUAAUGCAACAUAUAAACAUUAACAAAAGAAACAUUAAUAAUUCUCCGUGUCGAAAGGAUUAUUAUUAUGUCAGAGAGAAAGGAACCGAAGCACAGAGAAAGGUUGAGAACACGAGGUACCUGAAAAAUCUAGAUUUGGGACGCCAUUCUUUCCUCUAGGGGUUCUCAAACUUUUCAGUCUCAAAGUUUACAUUCCUAAGAAUUAUUGAGGAUCCUGAAGAGCUUUUGUGCGUGUGGAUUAUAUUUGUUUAUAAUUGCUAUAUUAGAAAUUAAAACUGAGAAUUUUUUAAAUGUUCAUUAGUUUAUAAAAUAAUGUCAUUACAUGUUAACAUGACAUGUUUAUUUAAAAAAUUCUAUUUUCCAAAACAAAAAGAAAUCACUGAGAAGCAUGGCAUUGUUUUACUUUUUGGCAAACAUUUGAAUGUGUGUUCCGUAGAAGUCAGCUGGAGCCUCACAUCUGUUUCUGUACUCAAACUGUUGUGAUGUAUUAUUUUGAUUCAAGUCUGUGAAGGAAACCCAGACUCCUACAAGGAUGUCCUUAAAAAGAGGAAACUUCACAGAACCUUGGAAGGGGUCUCAGGGACCCCCAAAAUUCCAGACCACUCUUUGAGGACUGUUGCUCUAGGCAGCAUUGUCUCUACCCACAACAUAUCCAAGAUGGAAUUGAAAAGAGAAUCAUGACUACCACCAGGUAUCUACCAUCAUUCCCAUUUUGCGAAUAAGGAAAUUGAAGCUACAAGAUAUUAAGUGUUUAGCCAGAGUAAAACGGCUACUACCUCACUACUGAGAGAGCCAAACAGUUGCUUAGUAAAGAUGGAAACAAACAAACUUACAUAGUGGAGCAAAUACUGUGAUUGGUGGUCAGGUUGGGCCAGAGCAUGACAUGGAACCAAUUUUGUGGUGAGUGUCCAAGAAUUCAGGAAGAAGAACCUUUGACGGUCCCCAGGGUUGGAGGGGACUGAGCUCAACCUUGGAAGUUCUAUGGCUUUGCAUAUGUCAAGAAAGGAGGCACUUUCCAGGGGAAAGAAAAGGCACAGGCCCCCUUGUGAGCAGCAGACCGGCCUGGUGGCCGGCAGCAGGACCCCCUCGCCUGCAUGCUGAAGAAGAUGGGUGAGGCCGUGGCCAGAGUUGCAAGGAAGGUCAACGAGACCGUGGAGAGCGGCUCUGAUACCCUGGAUCUGGCCGAGUGCAAGCUGGUUGCUUUCCCCAUUGGCCUCUACAAGGUCCUGCGGAAUGUCACCGACCAGAUCCAGCUCAUCACGCUGGCCAACAACGAGCUCAAGUCCCUCACCAGCAAGUUUAUGACCACGUUCUGUCAGCUCCGAGACGUACCCGUGGAGAAGCUGGCCGCCAUGUCCGCCUUGCGCCGCGUCAAUCUCCGCUUCAACCCGCUGAACGCUGAGGUGCGCGCCAUCGCUCCGCCACUCAUCAAGUUUGACAUGCUCGUGUCUCCUGAGGGCGCACGGCCCCCUCCACCUUAGGCCUCCCUCCUCGUGCCCACCCAGCAAGGGACAGAGGCCACCUGGCCUGGCACCCUGAGGGGAGGGAGUCCCACAGACCCAUGGGAGGCCGAGCCUGGGGGGCUGGGGGCGGGUGGGCCAAAGAGCACGUGGUGGGAGGGGGUGCAGUCGGCCCCGGAUAGAUAGCUUAGAGCAGUAGCGGGCCCUGGAAUGCCCAGACGGAGGAGGUGAGGUGGGGCUGGAGGCUGGCCGCUCACAGCUUCUGUGCACACUUGGGCAGGACCCCCACCCUCUCUGAGCCUUGUUACUUGGGGAAACGGGCAGUGGCGGAGAGGGCCUUUGCCUCCUCUGAGCUCCUUGGAGGCUUUUCGGGCAACAGAUGCCUUCAAGUCACCUUCAAAUCAUCGGGCACCUUCUGAGCCCACAGAUGGCCGUCGCCGAGCGCUUUCUGGGUCCCUGUGGGUUUGAGACUUUGUUUCUGGUGUUGAGAACCGGCCUCUGCCCUGUGAGGACUAGAAGACAACCUCCAUCCGUUUAUCGUUUCCCGAGGACUGACCCACAGGAGGCCCCUUCUGGGGCCCGAUCCUCAGCCCUGCGGGUCUCUGGAUUGGCGGGAGCCUGAACCGGGAGACACGGGAAGGCCGUGGCCAAAAUGUGGUCGUGUGCUCUGGCCAGAGCUGAGAACGUGUAUAUAGGAGCCCAGUGGCCCAUCGGGCCAGGAACCCGGAGGAGCAAAUCAGGUCUGCCCUGUCCUUCCUCAUGAUUAAGCAAUCAGUGGCGUAGGAAGUUCUGAGGACAGACCAGGUGAGCCUGGCAUCACCCCUCGAGCCCCAGGAGAGGUGACUUGAGAGAAACAAAGCCAAUGGUGCCUGUGGCUCUGGUACGAGGUAGUUGGCUCUGGCGUCUCCCUCUGGCAGCAGCCCCACUGCCUCACCAUUGGUCCACCGGGGGGCAGAAGGCUCUGUGGACCAUUGGAUUUGUGGCUGGCCAGCUCCCAAGCUCCCGCCCAAAGCCCGAUGACCUAGUCAUUCCUGGACCCUCCACCUAGGAGUCUAGGAGUCUAGGGGCUAUCUACCACCCCUGUCUGCCCAGGACUGAGGGGUUUCCUGGGACACGGGAUGUCAGUGCUACCACGGGGACAGUCCCUGGCAAACAGGGACAACUGGCUUCCUACCAGGAGAGGGCCUGGGGCUCUUGAUUUCUGAUAGCAUCUGUGGUUUGGAGAAUCCCUGAUCUCUCAAUCCCCCAGGUAUCUAGCUCCCGUCUACUCAUCCGUGGAGCAGGCAGACUCACAGUCCACAGCCCAUCUGGCCCGGACCUUCGUCUUGGUCGGGAGACACCCAAGGCUGCAGGACUUGGGGCAGGCCAGGCCACCAAACCCUACAUCCGUGCACUGGUAGCCACUCUUCCACCCCCAGGGCUAAGCCACUCCCAGCCCAGACCUUCAUUCUCAGACUGCUGUGUUCCUUCCCCCCUGUCUCUUGGCAAGCGACUGUUGACCACCACUGUUGGCCCAUCACUGAGCACUCAGUGUCCCGGGAGAUGCUCAUCUCAUAAAGCCUGGCUUUCCAAGCUCUGGGAGAGGGGUUUGCAGGGCGAGGAGGAGGUCAGGGUGGGAUUUUCGGGGCUGCAGGGUCCGCUGUGGAUGAGUGAGAACUGUGGUCCAGGCCUUACCUGCCCUGUGCCCUGGGGUGGGCUUACUCCUUGUCAAAGAGGAGGUGCACUUUUCUGAUACGCACAAAGGCGCUGUAUGGCCAGAGCCUUGCAACUCAAAGCGUGGUCUGUGGACCAGCAGCACUGGCAUCCAUGGGAACUUGUUAGAAAUGCAGAAUCUCAGGCCCCACCCCAGAACUCCAGAAUCAGCACCUGCAUUCAACAAGAGCCCUAGGUGAUUCCUGUAAGCACUUUACUGUUUGAGAAGUAACGGCCUAGGGGUGGCCCUGGGGCUGAGGUUCUCAGCCCUCCCCCUGCUACUCCAAGCCUCUGAGUCUGUGCUCACCCCCCUCCCUAAACUCGCUCUGGGAGACCCCGGGCCUUAGAUCUUUUCAGAGUGCGUGUGACUCUCCCGGUGAAGGGAAUGACCUGAAGUCACCAAGAUAUGAGGGUUGGGCUUGCCUGGCCCUCUGGACACUGCCUUUCUGGUUAACCUCUGCCGAGCUAGCUCCUGCUUCUAGGUCCUCACAUCAGGCCCGUUGCAGGAGUUGCUUCUGGAAGCUCUUUUGUGCUCCUCUUGGAGAGUUUGCCCUCGCCUGUCUGGGAAAGCUUGAGCAGGUCAGAGAAACCCCCUCGUCACAGCCCCCAGUGUGAAUGAGCCCUUAGCUUCAGUCUGCAAUAAAGAAUGCAUUGGUUUCA